Hyaloperonospora brassicae is the source of this 426-nucleotide messenger RNA. NCBI's taxonomy places the organism in Eukaryota, Oomycota, Peronosporomycetes, Peronosporales, Peronosporaceae. The record is from the annotation of a GenBank genome assembly.
AUGCGUGUUAUCGCCUACUGCGCCCUGCUCUGCCUCGCUGCGGCCACUGCGACUGCGGACAACCCCGUGGUCGACGGGCUGGUCAACAGCGUCACUACGUCAGCUACGGAGGCCGCGACCGACGCGGUAGACGAUGCGACCAAUGCGGCCACACGUGCGGCUACGGAUGCUACCCAUAGUGCUGUCAACUCGGCUACACACGCUGCCAAUGAGACGGUUGGUGGCGCUAUUGGCGGCGUGUCUAAUUUCACCAAAUCGGCUGUGGACCACGAGGACGAUGACGCGGGCAGUUUGCCGAAGAGACCGGACGAUACCGCGGACGACCACGACGACGGGUCUGCUUCGCACUCUGGCGCUUCCACGGCGUCGUCGUGUUUUGUCACGGCGGUCGUUGCAGUCUCUGGACUUGCGCUGACUUUUGCCUAA